This is a messenger RNA of Ixodes scapularis (black-legged tick), 1493 nucleotides long. RefSeq names its product RWD domain-containing protein 2A. The coding region runs from base 71 to 976 and encodes 301 amino acids. Gene Ontology annotation, molecular function: protein binding. The transcript has 3 exons. The record is from RefSeq and is a predicted model, not a curated record. NCBI's taxonomy places the organism in Eukaryota, Metazoa, Arthropoda, Arachnida, Ixodida, Ixodidae.
GCUCGCAUUCUCAAAGAUGGCGAAGCUCAGCAAUCGCUACGCUGGCUCUUCGUGAUGUUCUAGCGACAAAAUGCGGAUACAGCAAGUCCCACGUUCCGCGAAUAUGACAGACGAAGAACUAAAGGAGAACUUGAGCCUUCAGUUGGCUGAAAUCGAGAUGCUGACGAGCAUGUAUCCGGGUAACGACGAAUUCAAACUGCUCAGUCCGGCGGCCGUGAGCGAGUUUCAAGACUUCAUCGACGGUAAAACGAGUUCUGUUCAGACAUCUCUAGAUAUAAGCUUCAAGAUUGCGACUGAAUCGGGAGCUAUUGAUCUCGAAGCUCGACUACCGCAUAGCUACCCUUCCACGCCCCUGGAAGUGACAGCAAUUACAGUACGAAGCGAGAGCUUGGACAAGACUGGUCACAGUGCCUUAACCAAAGCGAUCUCCGACUUCCUGUCAACGCAGCCUGUUGGAUGUCUCGCAGUUAGCCAAGCCGUAGAGUGGACCCGCACAAACUUUCCCGAGUACCGCUCGAAAGCAAGUGGUGAGGCAGCCUCAACAGCAGAAGCAGAAGUACGGUCGUUUACGAGACUUUGGAUAGUUAGUCACCACAUCUACAACAAGAACAAGCGACGGCUGAUCCUCGAGUGCGGGACGCAAGGUUCCCUGUCUGGAUUCUGUUUGCCCGGCAAACCUGGAAUCAUCUGCUUCGAAGGACCAUCCAGCGAAUGUUUAGAAGCGUGGUCCGUCAUCAAAAACCAGACUUGGCAAAGGAUUGGUCUCAAGCAUCAGGAAGAGCUCCUGGUCACUGAGGGACAGUCCGUUGACAGCCUUCGAAAGUUUCACAAGUUUGCCGAGCUAGCCUUCAAUACCAAGCAAAAUGCCAGCAGGGACCAUCACAUGGACAUGGGGGAAUUUCUUAAGUUCUUAAAAGAGCGUAAUUGUGAUGAUAUUUUCGAAAUACUUUUUGGUAUUGAAACGAAACAAAGAUAACAAGUGAAAUAUGAAUUGCUAUUUUUUUUACGAAGAAUACGGCCAUUAAAAGAAUGACAAACCGGACCAUGCAUACAUCGUGUGAAAAAAGAUUUUACACCUGUGCACUACGCGUGGCUUGCGGGUCAUAGUACCAUACUGGUUAUUUUACGCAUUCGUAGCGCGCAGCAAAUUCUGUAGAGCCACGUGCAUGCUGCAUAAGGCACAUGCUCAGCAGCCAGGCCACCAUAAUAGCCGUUAAUGAGACGUCAAUGCAAGCCAUGCACGGUCCCCGAAAGGACGAAAACGAGAGGUUGGUCCUCUGGCCUUUUCACCUCUAAAACGAGCUUCCUGCCUUAGAUAUUGCGUCGGCGUUAUGAGCCUCGAGCUUACACGCGGAGCCAAAGCACGACGGAAGUCGUCGACCACUUGCUGGAGCACCCGAGAGACAAUCUGCCGUUCUCAUUCUGUCCGGGAGUUUAGUUGCACACAACGUUGAACGUAUUGUCGCGAAAGGAUUACGCGAACUUGUUGCCAU